AGUGAAAGAGAAAGUUCAAGUCAGAGCUGCAGUUCAGACACGUCUCUGAGUUUCUCUGUAAGAAAUCUAACCUGAGUUCAUCUGGACUUCCACAGACACUGACUCCAACACUGUGUGUGAAGAUGUCUGCUGCCAGCAAUCUGCGCUCUGAAGAUCAGUUUCGGUGCUCCAUCUGUCUGCGUUUUCGUAAGUGACAGACCCCGACUCCAGGAAGACACGCAUUUUAGUCAUCGGGGUGUGGAAUCGGAUUCCUCGUUCUUUCAGGACUUUCUUGAUUGUGUGUGAAGAUGUCUGCUGCCAGCAAUCUGCGCUCUGAAGAUCAGUUUCGGUGCUCCAUCUGUCUGGAAGUGUUCACUGAUCCAGUCUCCACACCAUGUGGACACAACUUCUGCAAACAGUGCAUCACUCAGCACUGGAACACCAACAACAUCUGUGACUGUCCCCUGUGUAAGAAACGGUUCAGAAGAAGACCUGAACUCAACGUCAACACUUUGCUCUCUGAGAUGGUUUCUCAGUUCAGACGUGAAGCUGAACUCAAAGCCAGCAGCAGCUCAGAGCAACAAGCUGCCAAACCAGGAGAAGUUCCCUGUGACGUCUGCACUGGAACCAAAGUGAAGGCCCUCAAGUCCUGCCUGGUGUGCCUGGUCUCCUACUGUCAGACUCAUCUGGAGCCUCAUCUGACAGUGUCAGUCCUGAAGAAACAUCAGCUGAUGGAGCCUGUGGAGAACCUGGAAGGCAGGAUGUGUCAGAAGCACCAUAAACCUCUGGAGCUGUUCUGUCAGAGAGAGCAGACAUGUGUCUGCAUGAUGUGCUCUGUUUUAGAGCACAGGAACCACGAGUUUGUUCCUCUGAGUGAAGAAUGUGAAGGAAAGAAGAAGGAGCUGAGGAAGACAGAGGCUGAGAUGCAGCAGAUGAUCCAGGAGAGACGAGUGAAGAUCAAGGAGAUCAGAGAGUGUGUGAAGAGGAGUAAAGCUGCUGCAGACAGAGAGAAAGCAGAAGGUGUUGAGGUGUUCACUGCUCUGAAGGAGUGUGUUGAGAGAGGCCUGAAGCAGCUGAUGGAGAGGAUGGAGGAGGAAGAGGAAGCCAGAGAGAAACAGGCUGAAGGUCUCAUCAGAGAUCUGGAAGAGGAGAUCUGUGAGCUGAUGAAGAGGAGCUCAGAGGUGGAGCAGCUCUUCCUCUCUGAAGACCACCUCCACCUCCUCCAAGGCUUCUCCUCCCUGAAAGCUGCUCCACCCACCAAGGACUGGACAGAGGUCAGCGUCCGUCCAUCAUCAUAUGAGGGGACUGUGGUGAGAGCUGUGGCUCAGCUGGAGGAGACUCUCAGCAAAGAGAUGAAGAAGCUGUUUGAGGCUGAUCUGAAGAGGAAGCAGCAGUUUGCAGUGGAUGUGACUCUUGAUCCUGAUACAGCAAAUCCUAGACUCAUCCUGUCUGAUGAUGGAAAACAAGUGAGUUGUGGUGAUGUGAGGAAGAAUCUUCCAGAGAACCCAGAGAGAUUUGAUUAUUGUGUGUGUGUUUUAGGAAAACAGAGUUUCUCUUCAGGUAAAUUUUACUUUGAGGUUCAGGUUAAAGGAAAGACUGAAUGGGAUUUAGGAGUGAGCAAAGAGUCCAUCAACAGGAAGGGAAAGUUCACACUGAGGCCUGAUAAAGGUAUCUGGACAAUAUGUCUGAGAAAUGGAAAUCAAUACUCAGCCUGUGAGAACAAAACCCUUAAUCUGUCUCUGAGUUCUGCUCCUGAGAAGGUGGGGGUGUUUGUGGAUUAUGAGGAGGGUCUGGUCUCUUUUUAUGAUGUAGCUGCUGCAGCUCUGAUCUACUCCUUCACUGGCUGCUGCUUCACUGAGAAACUCCUCCCAUAUUUCUGUCCCUGUGUUAAUUAUGGUGGUAAAAACUCUGCUCCUCUGAUCAUCUGUCCUGUCAAUCAAACUGUCUGAUGAGGAAGAUUCACCAACAAUUAAUGAGCUUGUUGGAAAGUAAAAGAUUGACUCUGAUUGAUUUGAUCAAAUCCAGAUGUUCAGUCUGCACUAAACUCACAUUCUUCUCUUCAGUCUUUGAUUAUUGGACCAUUGUUUGAAUGAAUCCAGACCAAUCAGUCAUGAUGUCCACUUCCCUAAUAUGAAGUGCUGAAGCUGCCCUGACCCACUGAGACAUGGACUCCUCUACACCUCUGAAGACCUGCUGGUUUACCUGGCACCAGGAUGGAGCAGCAGGUCCUUUGACUCCUUUGACUUGUGAGCUGUUAGCUUCUUGGAUCAGACUUGUUUGUCCACUGAGUGAGAUGUGGGGAAUUCAGAGGCCAAGUCAACUUUUCAAAGUGGUUGUUGUGUUCCUCAAAGCAUUCCUGAAGCCUUUUAGCUCUGUGGCAGGGUGAGAAAUGAAAAUAGAGCCCAUGUUCAUGACAAGUCUCAUCUACUUGAGAAUAAACCGUAGAACAGCCAAUCGUUGGAAUUCUGUGGUUUGACAGCAGUGGGGCGCCCGGGCCGUAGGUACCCCUCAAUUUUAUAUUGCACUGGACGCACGUUACACACCCUCCCUUAAAGACAGACACACCCAAACAUACAUUCAACACUUCACGGGGUUCAGGGGGUGGAGCUGCUGUUCAGGGGUCCUCCCAGUACCCUCCACUUGCAUCCUGCCUUGGCCCGGACGGGUACGACUGUGGUGCUCAACUGCUUGGUCUUUGGCUGUUGGAAAUAUUCUGUUUGAUUAUCAUUGCUAAAUGCAUUCAUUGUUAAAUGUUGUAGUGACCAUGCACAGGAAACUGAAAGUUGACUCAGCAGGAUGAGCGAUCUGCCUGCAUUCUUCAAAAUGCUGACUGGGAGCAUCUUAUCUGUGUGUUACCCUUUUCCUGUUGCCACUGAUGCAUCUGUUGCAUUGUUUCUAUUCAAGCAGGAUGUUGAAACCAAUGCUAUCCCAACAAAUACUUGUAAGCCCCACCCUGAGUUUGUGAAUAAAAGCUGAGAGAAAACUUUGCUCAGACAGAGUGAAAUGAAGUGAGCUCUUGGGCGAACGGAUUCUCCUCUCCUUGCAAGUAUCAUUGACUCUGCCUGAUUCAUUCUGUGUUCGUGUCCUAAUUUUCUUUAAGGAAAACAUCCCACUGGGGGGACUGGGGUGGUGAUACCACCUCCUGGGGCACAGCUGGAUAGGUGGGGGUGGAGCCUUGUGGUGGCCUGGUGAAGGCCCUGCCAGUUGCCUGGGUGGCUCUGGGUAAUGGUCGUGGGGCUCCAGCCACACGCUGGCAGGGCAGAAUCCUCUCCAUUUUAUAGACAAUGGAGAAUGAGACUAUGUGUG
Messenger RNA from Salarias fasciatus (jewelled blenny), 3285 nucleotides. RefSeq names its product E3 ubiquitin-protein ligase TRIM21-like. The record is from RefSeq and is a predicted model, not a curated record. NCBI's taxonomy places the organism in Eukaryota, Metazoa, Chordata, Actinopteri, Blenniiformes, Blenniidae. The coding region runs from base 288 to 1928 and encodes 546 amino acids. The transcript has 4 exons. Gene Ontology annotation, molecular function: zinc ion binding; protein binding.